CAUCCUCAACCAACUAGGAGCGAUAUUAUUCCCUUCAAUAUUGCACUGUUUUCCCCCUAUUCUCUAACUAUUUUACCUCAAAAUGGAAACCGGGAACUCUGGACAAGUCAAGUGGACGUCCACGUCGUCAAAAGGAGCGACAAAACGAGAUGCAGGGCCGAAAUAUUCGCGUUUUUCAGAGUCGCUUCGUCAUGCGGCGCCGGGCGCGUUGCAGUGUUCGAUAUUUUGCGGUGGAAAACAAUGUAAAUAUGAAAAUCCAUCCAAGUUUAAACCUGAAGAAAUGGCUAUACAUGGACUAUAUUCUUCAUGGGUCACAGAUGACAUUUUAGCAACGGCUCGUCCAUCGAGUGAAAUUAUCAAAAACUACAAAGUUAUUGAACAAUUUAAAAAGCUYGGAAUAAAAUCAAUUAUCAAUUUACAGCACCCUGACGAACAUUCCAGCUGUGGGUCUGGAGUAAAUGUGAGUGGGUUUUCAUACGACCCUGAAGAAUUCAUGCAAGCUAAAAUUUUUUACUACAAUUUUAAUUGGAAUGACUAUGGGGUUCGCUCCCUGGAGUCAAUAUUAGAUAUGGUUAAAGUGAUGUCGUUUGCGCUUCAAGAAGGCAAGACAGCAGUUCACUGUCAUGCUGGAUUAGGUCGUACUGGUGUAUUGAUUGCUUGUUACCUGAUAUAUGCAGAGAGACUUGGAGCAGAGGAAGCUAUUCAUGCGAUGAGAAAGAACAGACCUAAAGCUGUACAGACAAGAGGACAAAUAGAAUGUGUCAAAGAUUUCUGCAAGUUUUUAAAUCACCUUUGGAUUGUUUUCCCUUCUUGUCAACCAGGUUUUAAAAAGUUCACUUUACAACAUUAUCUAACUCGACAAAAGCAUAUUCUUCAUGGAAUGGAGGCAAGGCAACUGAAAAAUUUACCUAAGAUUGUAUGUAUCACUUGUUCACGGUUACUCGAACUCGCAAGCGUCAAGGCCGAAGACACAGACAUGAAAUGGGGCUUACCUGUGGAAGUAAAACAAGUAUUCUCUGAACCCGAAGAAGAAGCUGUCUCAACGACCGACGACACACUUGCCACUACACCUCCAAGAGAAGAAAUCCGAGUCCUCCCAGACACUCCCAAGACUGAGUUGAAACACAAUCCGUAUGUCGAGUCUGUUAUUGGAGGUCUUCAGCGCUCACAGACCCUUGUUGAUGCCACUCACGAUGAUGAUGAUGAUGAUGACGAGGCGCGCCAUUUAUGUGCACCUGUGGGAUCACGCAUGUCUAUGAUGGUUGGACUGACACAAAGAUCACGGGCACACUCUGAACCAGACAUCUAUAAACAGCACGGUGACUGUCCAUCAAGCACCGAUGCAGUCACCACUCCCCCUCCUCUCCUCCCUGGGGGGAUACAUGGUGUACGACUAGAGCUCUUAGACUUAAACAAAUUAAAAAACAAUGGUAAAAAAAACAUCUUCACAGCUGUCGAAGAAGAUGAAGAUAAAAAUGACGCCGAAUCAGAUAAGGACACUAUCAACACAAGCCCCUCUGUCGAUGCUUCUACUCCGUCACAAGAGGACGUCACCCAGGCUCCCUCUGAUUCUGAAGUCGAUAGAGACAUGGUGGCGAGAGCACUGGGUGCUAGUGCCUGUGCUGACUCAGGGGUGCAAAAUAAAACCGAUAAACUGAAGCGAAAACUGAACACCAGUGAUUCUGGUUGGGACGACGUAAGAUUUGAAAGUGACCCAUGGGUUUUGUCUCGCCUGCUGUGGACGUGGUUGGAAGAUCUGGAGGAGCCUGUGUUAAAUGAAUCAGAUGUUGAUCAGUUGAGCACGGGAACAGAUGACCCUAUCAUUGCUGUGAAGAAGCUAAAGAAGRGUAUUAAAGAUAUUUUAGAAUGCCUUGUAACUACAGUUUUAGAGCUCGAACCAUUAUCCACCCAGCUCGAGGAUCGUGUGCUGCGUCGUCUAGCCAUGGUUCUCACUCACGACCGAAAACUACCUCUUACGACCACUAGAGCUUCUCUAGAUAGAAUGGCUUCAACGUCCUCAGGGGGGGUCGAAGAGGCAGCAGUAGACGAGCGAAAUAACUCCGAGGGGGAGGUAGAAGGGGAUGUCACCUGUGAUGAUAGUGAUUCUAAUACCUCUGUGACGUCAUCUACGUCGUAUCGACUGUUAUUGUUUUUAAGACAGUUAAUGCGAACUUUAAGUGGUCAAAAUCUGCACAAAAGUUAGAAAGGAACAAGUUGAAUGGGAAUAAGAAUCAUACUCGUGCGGCAGCAAAAAGUGAAGGUUACUGUACUUGAAUGGAUCGGAGCUUGUUCGUUAGUUAUCAGCCUAAUCUAGGUUUUGUGGAUAUACGUUGUCUUCCUAAUGCUAACGAAUGUACAAAACGACAAUUCGAAUGUUCUAAUUAUGAGUUGCGAUCCCUUGGUGUGACUGGUUUAUGGUUGGAGGGGCUGGAAGAUUAGCAAAUGAUUUACAUUACUUAACAUUAUCAGAGUAAUUUGCUAAAAGGCUUUCCCUUUAUGUUAGUAAGAUUUUAAUAAUAAUGAUUUAAUAUUUCUAUUAAUUUAUUUAAGUUAUUUAAAAAACAAGUUUGUCGUCCAACAUGGUAGGAAAUGAUCACGUGAUGUGUUGGUGAGCUCGUCUGCUUAUAGCCUGUCUACAACCGCUUCCCACYCCUCCUCCCCCACGGGAAAAAGGAGGAGGGGUGCGAAGAGGCUGUCUGUUCAUAGAGCCAAGUGCUGACGUCGACCGUUGAUUGAUGAAAAGCGCCAGUCAUAUGAUUGUAUCAAAAGCUAUACGAUAACGACCGAAUCACGUGACUGUAGCUUUAAACGCGUGACUGUAGAUCAAGCCAUACGAGUGUGAUUUGUCAUGUGACUGUGACUUUAAUCACGUGAUUGUAGCUUAAGCUAUGGAUAUAACCUAAUCAUGAAUCUGUAACAGUCACGUGAUUGUGAAAUAAGCCACAUGUUUGUAAGCUAGUCACGUGACUGGCUCUAAUGAAGUACUUGCUCAGAUCUCACACUUGUGACUUUAUCACGCGAUCAGUAACUCUAGUCACGUGAUCGUGGGUGACCACGUGACUAAAGYUCAACUGUAUAUUUUUGAAGGGAAGAUUUAUAAGGAUUUUAUAUAAGGAUAUAAUUAACUGUAUUAAUAAAGCCUAUACAUGUUUCAGGA
Molecule: messenger RNA, 3157 nt
Organism: Actinia tenebrosa (Australian red waratah sea anemone)
Lineage: Eukaryota; Metazoa; Cnidaria; Anthozoa; Actiniaria; Actiniidae
Product: protein tyrosine phosphatase domain-containing protein 1
Biological process (GO): cilium assembly; protein dephosphorylation
Molecular function (GO): protein tyrosine phosphatase activity
Source: RefSeq, a predicted model, not a curated record